Molecule: messenger RNA, 614 nt
Organism: Euleptes europaea (tarantolino)
Lineage: Eukaryota; Metazoa; Chordata; Lepidosauria; Squamata; Sphaerodactylidae
Gene: TNFAIP8L2
Product: TNF alpha induced protein 8 like 2
Exons: 2
Coding region: 54-614 (186 amino acids)
Biological process (GO): negative regulation of inflammatory response; negative regulation of T cell activation; regulation of apoptotic process
Cellular component (GO): cytoplasm
Source: RefSeq, a predicted model, not a curated record
CGCUUGGCAGGGACUGUUCAUAUGCGCUCCUUGACAUCAGGGGACACGUCGAGAUGGAGACCUUCAGCUCCCGCAGCCUGGCCAUACAGGCCGAGAAGAAAAUCCUUAGCCGGAUGGCCAGCAAAUCCAUGGCCAACAUGUUCAUCGACGACACGAGCAGCGAGAUCCUGGACGAGAUAUACCGGGUCUCCAAGGAGUACACCCAGAACCGGGCCGAAUCUCAGAAGGUCAUCAAGAACCUCAUCAAGAUGACAGUCAAGAUCUCCGUCCUCUACCGCAACAACUGCUUCAGCGACGAGGAGCUGUGCUGGGCAGCCGAGUUCAAGCAUAAGCUCCACCAAGGGGCCAUGACGGCCAUCAGCUUCCACGAGGUGGACUUCACCUUCGAGAAGGCCAUCUUGGCCAAGCUCCUCCAGGAGUGCCGGGACUUGCUGCUGAAGCUGGUCGAGAACCACCUGACGCCCAAAUCCCUCGGGCGCAUCCGCCACGUCUUCGACCACUUCGCUGAUACGGAACUCCUGACCCGGCUGUACAGCCCCGGGGAACCCUACCAGCCUCGCUUGAAAAAGAUCUGCGAGGGGCUGAACAGGCUCAUUGAUGAAGGGAAAUUGUGA